Oldenlandia corymbosa var. corymbosa is the source of this 3887-nucleotide messenger RNA. The record is from the annotation of a GenBank genome assembly. NCBI's taxonomy places the organism in Eukaryota, Viridiplantae, Streptophyta, Magnoliopsida, Gentianales, Rubiaceae.
AAAAUACGCAGAGAUAAAAAAAAAAAGGAAGAAAAAGAAAUAAAAAAUCUUCGUCUUCCCCGAAACACAAAAAAAGCCCAGCAGGCGUUUCUUUCUUUCUUUCACCCUUUCGCUGCCGUUUUCGUACUUCCAACAAUAAAACUUCCUCCUUCAAAAAUCAAGAACAGCGUUAAUCAGUUUCCCAGUCGUUUCAUCUUCUUUUCCCGUCAAAAACGACCGGACGGACUUCUGGUUGUGGGGGCUCUUUUUUCUGGUAUUCUAGAAAUUUCCGAAGGCUGAACCCGGAGGAAAAAAGAAAAUAGAGAAAUAAGGAAAAAGAAAAGUAAUUAAACCAAUUAAGGCGGCGUUCGCCGUGGGCCAAAACGGCGUAGUAGUGUUGUGGGUUGCCAGGACUUUUUGGGGGGUUUAUACAUAAUAAUACAUAUAUAUCGUUUCUCCAUUAUCAACAAUCCGGCGGUUACCUAUCUGCGAAUUUCUCUCUGGCCUGUUCUUGCAAACUGGUAAUCGACUGCACUGUUGUUGCACUUAGGGUUUUUUGUUUUGGUGUUGGUUUUAGGGUAUUAAAUUUGUUAUCAAUAUCUGGGAGACGACUAGGGUUUGAUUCUAUUGUUGCCCUGAAUGUGUUUUGGUUCUUUGCCCCGAGAAGUUGUCUGUCUUGGGGUUUGAUUUUUUGGUGUGUAUACUGUUUGUGAGUUCUGAUUGAGUUUGACUGGCUUUGAGAAAGGGGCCUUGUUCUGUUUUUUUUCCCCCGCUGAGCAUGGAGGCCUUGAGAUGCCCUUGUUGACGGAUUGUCCUCCGGAACUGGGUAUUGAACAGGUUUUCAUUGUUAUUUAUUGGUCAAGUCGAGCUUUUUCUUGAUUGCCCUGGCGUACUGUGAAUACAGAAAAGUACAGAGUAGCUGAACCCUAGAUAAUAGAAGGAAAAGUUUUGGUAUUUUCUGUUAGGUUGUGGGAGUUUGAAAAGAUUGGCAUUGCAUUUUUAGGAGUACCUAUACACGGACCGUUGAGAUAACAGCUAUUACCAGUGCCUUUUGCGGGGGGUUUUCCCCUGAUAGAAGACUAUAUAGCUGUAGAUGCUUUUGUUGUAACUUUGGAAAGUUCUAGUGGAUGCUAUCAAACAACCUCUUGAUUGCCGAGUUUCUUUGACGAGAGUUAUUAGAGGUUGUCGUUUUCCGUUGUAUGAUGUUCUGUGCUAGUUAUGGAAAGAAGUGAGCCCUCAUUAGUCCCAGAAUGGUUAAAAACUAGUGGGACUGCUACUGGAAAUGGCACAACAACCCAUCCUCAGUCAUCUUCGUCUACACAUCCUUCAGAUGAUCAUGCUGUAUCAAAGAUUAGAACUAAGUCGUGGAAUCAUAAUGGGCAUGAAUUAGGACGGUCACCUGGUUCUGAUAGAAACUCUUCCUCCUCAUAUUUCCGUCGGAGUUCCAAUAGUAAUGGUUCUUCUCACUUGCGUUCUUAUGGUAGCUUUGGAAGGAAUUCUCGUAGUAGUAGGGAUUGGGAUAGGGAUGCAUAUGAUUGCCAUGACGGGGAGAAGUCAUUUGCUGGGGACCAUAAACAACGGGAUUUCUUAGAUCCACCUUUCUCCAUUGAGAGGGAUGGUUUAAGGCGUUCUCAGUCAAUGGUUUCUGCAAAACGAGGUGAGGCUUGGCCUAAGAGAUCAAUUAAUGACUCAAAUACUGCGACAAGGAUGAAAAGCAGUGAUGGCAAUGGUCUCCUUGAUAAGGGCAAUUCAGUUGGUAGCCUGCAUAAAGCUGCAUUUGAAAGAGAAUUCCCUUCCCUUGGCUCAGACGAAAAACCUUCAGCUGCCGAGAUUGGAAGAAUCCCUUCACCUGUGUUGAGUACUGCAAUUCAUGGAAUGCCACUCAAUUCGUCUGCGAUGAUAGGUGCUGAUAAAUGGACAUCAGCUUUGGCAGAGGCACCUUCAAUAAUUGGAGGCAGCAAUGUUGGACUUUCUACCGGGCAACAAGUAUUGCCUUCCAGUUCGGUUCCUUUGCCUUCAAGUGCUUCUACUGGUCUCAAUAUGGCUGAAACUAUUGCUCAGGGUCCUCCUUCUCGUGCUCCGGCUGCUCCAAAGACAUCUACUGGAAUACAACGGCUUGAAGAACUGGCUAUCAGGCAAUCUCGGCAACUGAUUCCUAUGACUCCAUCAACACCUAAGCCCUUGGUACUUAAUUCUGCCGAUAAAGGGAAAGGCAAAGCUGGACAGCAGCAGCAUUCUACCCCUCUUCCCACUCCAUUACGUGGGGUGCCUGCUAAAAAUGAUGUUGGGAAGCCCAAUAAUGCCGGAAAACUUCUUGUCCUUAAACCUAUAAGAGAGAGGGUAGCUGGGUCUUCUGCUUCCAAGGAUAACUUGGGUAGUAAAGAAACAACCUCUUCCCUAACUGUUGCCGCAUCAGUGACUGGAUCAGCUACCACCAAGGGAAGUGCAACUAAUGUUGUAUCCCCCAGUGCUGAGCGCAAGCAUAUUCUUCCUAUGCUGGAGAAGAGGUCGACAUCUCAAUCUCAGAGUCGACAUGAUUUUUUCAAUCUUGUGAGAAAAAAAUCUCUGCCGAACUCUUCUGCUGUUCCAGAAACUGGCACUGCUGCUGUGUGCUCACCUGCAGAUGGGCCUGGUGAAUCAGCCUCGACCGCAGACGAGCCUGGUGAAACGGAAGUUUCUCAUGGUCCGACUCAUGAGAGGAGAGAUGUCCCGUUAGUAGAUGUCUCAAAUGUGCACCAGCCUUUAGAGAAUAGGAUUGACCUGAAAAGAAAUAGCACAGAGGCAUUUCAUAAGGAUGGUAAUCUUCAGAAUGGGAGAAAACAUUCAACUUCUCUUCCACUGUUUUCGGAAGAGGAAGAGGCUGCAUUUUUGCACAAGCUGGGUUGGCAGGAAAAUGCUGAUGAGGGCGAGGGUGCUUUGACAGAGGAGGAAAUCAAUGCUUUCUUCAGGGAUUUGAGUAAGGUAUCUGUGAAAUAUUUUUAUUUGGUAUAGAUUGAUUGAAAAUACCAUCAUUGAUUCUUUUUUGUGAUCAGAAGUCCAUGUACAUGGCCAGAAAUCAAAAUCAAUAAUUCUAUCCACUUUUUUUGUUGUGUCGCUAAAUAUUAAAUUGGCUUCUUUGUACCUUUGCAGUAUAUGGAUUCAAAGCCGUCAGUUAAAAUUUUGCAAGGAGUCGAACCAAAGUUUCCAAUGCUGCUCAGCUCACAAGUUCGUGCUGUUACUUCCGGUCUAAGUUCGUCUGACUCUAACGCAGACUCUUGAUUUUUGUUUAAGGAACUGCCUGCUUGCGGCCCCUUUCAACCGAGUUAACGGUGGGGAGGGGAGUUUAGCAGUUAGCGAUUUUUUUUUAGAUUGUUCUUUUGGUGAGGAUUCAGAUGGAAACUCCAAGACAACCCAGGUUUACUGCUAGGGGGUGUGGAAUCUCCCUGCAUUAUGAUGGGAACAGAUGGAGAAAUAAGUACAGAUGGACUGGAUUGUGGUGGCAACUUCUGAAAGGGCCUUUGGAUGAUGAAAUUAGGAAUUUUGAGGUUUUUAGGAAUUGAAAUGAGAAAAUAUAGGGAUAGGAUACUGUAAAGCUGCGAAAUGAAAUUGGUUUAUGAAAGUCUGGGGGUGUGUGGAUCAGUGUUGAAAAUUUUGACGAAAGGGUUUAGAUCCAACAGUUUUUGUGAUAUUUUUUGCUCGGUUCUUAAUACAGUACAAGGGGGAAAAAAAAAGAAUCAUCUUAUCCAAUCUUAUGACUUUGCUUUUCUUUUUUGUCAUGCCUUAUAUAUUGUACAGUUUCGAACUUUGUUAUGGCAAACAUUUAGUGCUAUACUCCAGGCAACAAUGUUGAUUAAUGUGGUUACUGACAGAAUGUUGGCUAUCCAGAAUGAUUUUUUAUACUCCUGGAUCCUGAUUUAUUGUUUUUUGGU